Trichomonas vaginalis G3 is the source of this 588-nucleotide messenger RNA. RefSeq names its product KilA, N-terminal/APSES-type HTH, DNA-binding family. Bases 1 to 588 code for a protein of 195 amino acids. The transcript has a single exon. NCBI's taxonomy places the organism in Eukaryota, Parabasalia, Trichomonadida, Trichomonadidae. The record is from RefSeq and is a predicted model, not a curated record.
AUGAUUGCUUCCCUCGGAAAACCGAGAGAAGAGAUUCCGUACGAAAAUCGCAAGAAUUUGGCUCCUGGUUUGAAAGGUUAUUAUGUUCAUAGACUUUUAGUAAACGCUGUAGCAAUGUGGGCUUCACCUCGUUAUGCUUGUUAUAUUUUCAUGAUGUUAGAUGAACUAUAUAAAGCAGAACGUGAAGAGAUGGAAAACAAGCUUGAAGCAAAAGACAAAAGCAUACAGAAAAGAAUACCACGUUCGGUACCAAAAGGAAAGGAAAAGAACUAUAAGUAUAUGAUUUAUACUGAAGAGUUGGAGAAAGAAGAAGACAGAGAUAUGGUUAUGUUGCAUUUAGUCAGAAGAAACAACAAAAGCUUUUACGACCUUGCUAAGAUUUACAAAUCUGACAGAAAUUGGUUCUAUCGCGAAAACUUACCGAUUUCAAUGACCCCAAAUGAAGAUGUGAAACAAAUAGUUCAAGAUACGUUACCUCAAACACACUAUGAUAUUAAAGGUUGUACAAUACUUACAUUCAAAGAAGAUUUGUCAUUGUUAAAGGAAAAAAUAACAGAGUAUUUUGACAACUUCAAACAAGUAGGGUAG